AUGAAAAUCUGUUUAAAUAUAGAAAAUGAGGAGAAAAGACUCGUUGACGUCACAGAGCAACCAACUAAAUUUUCUUCAUCUUUUUAUACUGAUCAAACAAGAGAAAUAAAAAUAAUUAGAGAAGCAUUUAACUCCAAUAAUUUUACAUAGCUUAGGGAACUGCCAAAUUUUAAAAGAAAUGCUUUAUUGAAUAAUUCCAAAUAAAAAGUGUUUAAUGUUUUCGACAAUUUUUCGCCCACUGUUAAAGUUCAAGGGAUGAACAAAUAUUUUGCACCGUUUACAUAUAUACCAACUGAUUAUGAUUUUGCUAAGUAUUUAAAAAGAUUAAAGCAAUUAAUGGAUUAAGAAAAAUAAAAUUACAUAAGUACGAAGCCUUUCUUAAAUUGUGCAUCAGUGGGAAAGAAACUUAAAUAUAAUGAUUAAUUUUUUAUAAAAGAAAAUUUGCUGCCUUUUCACUUAUCCGAGGAUAUUUUUGAUCUCAAAAAGCAAUCAGAAUCUAGAUAAAAAAUUAUUUCUGAAUGUUAAAGACUAUCAGGAGCUUUCAAACCGGCUGGAAAACAUUAUCAAAAAUACGAUGCGGAAAUUAUUCUUUCAAAUCUAAAAAAUGCAAUCAUUGAAGAUUAUCCAACUUCAAAAUUUACAAUAACUAAUAACUUAGCAAAUGUAAUUACUGUUUAAUUUCAUUUUGAGAUUAACCCUAAAGAGUUGAUUUAUUAUAUGAAUGCUUUACUGAAUGAUGAAAGAUUAACUGAUUAUUAAUUACAUAAACUUAUUAAUGAUUGGGGAAUUCAAGUAAAUUAAUCAAUAAUGGCAUUUUCUAUGAAAUCUCUUUGGAUAAAAUGA
This is a messenger RNA of Paramecium tetraurelia, 843 nucleotides long. RefSeq lists its product as uncharacterized. The record is from RefSeq and is a predicted model, not a curated record. The transcript has 3 exons. NCBI's taxonomy places the organism in Eukaryota, Ciliophora, Oligohymenophorea, Peniculida, Parameciidae.